UGCAGCUGCUUGGUGUCCGGCUAGGGACUCGUGAGGCCUCCGCAGUGCCAGGAGCUGGAUGCCGAGCCGACCUACGCGUCUCCAGUCUUGUCUUCGGAGACUGCAGGCAGACUACUGCCCUCCAGGACCAUGGGUGUCGCUGGGCCCAGUGGGGACCCUGCCUGGCUCCAGUGCUCAGUCUAAGCACGGGAGCCUCUUCCAGCCCCUCUCGCUGCUGCCCGCCAUGGCCGCGCUCGGCUGCUGCUCGCCUGCCUGGGGACACGGGGCACCCAUCCCCAGCCCUGACCAGUUAAGCCAGGUCCUUGGGCUCCAUUCCACAGGGGCGCUUUGGGCACCUGGCCCCUUUCAGAGCAAGAGCAACUGAUGCCCCGGGAGAAGCCCUGGUGCACCUGUCCAUUCGCCUGGCGCUGCCCACUCUGAGACCUGUGCACUGAGUCCUCCUGGAGGUGCCAGUCCUGUGACCCCCCUCCCGUCCCCCAUGAGAGAAGGCCCUGCCCACCCCCACCAUGUGUGAGGUGAUGCCCACAAUCAACGAGGGGGACCCUCUGGGGCCCCCACACAGCGCCGAUACAGACGCCAACUUUGAGCAGCUGAUGGUGAACAUGCUGGAUGAGCGGGAGAAGCUGCUGGAGUCCCUCCGAGAGAGUCAGGAGACCUUGGUGGCUACGCAGGGCCAGCUCCAGGAUGCUCUUCAUGAGCGUGACCAGCUGCAGCGCCACCUGAACUCUGCCCUUCCCCAGGAAUUUGCCACCCUGACCCGGGAGCUGAGCCUGUGUCGGGAGCAGCUUCUAGAGCGAGAGGAAGAGAUAUCGGAGCUGAAAGCAGAGCGGAACAACACGAGGCUGCUCCUGGAGCACCUGGAGUGCCUGGUGUCCCGCCACGAGCGCUCGCUGCGUAUGACUGUGGUGAAACGCCAGGCCCAGUCACCGUCAGGGGUCUCCAGUGAGGUGGAGGUUCUGAAGGCCCUCAAGUCUCUGUUUGAGCACCACAAGGCCCUGGACGAGAAGGUGCGAGAGCGGCUGCGGGCGGCCCUGCAGCGAGUCUCUACCUUGGAGGAGCAGCUGGCAGGUGCCCACCAGCAGGUGUCUGCCCUGCAGCAGGUGGCAGGAGUUCGGGAUGGAGCGGCAGAGGAAGAGGGGUCUGUGGACCUGGGAUUGAAGCGCCUGUGGAAGGAUGAUGUGGUUCGGCUGGAGGAGCUGCAGGAGCUGCUGGAGAAGCAAAACCUGGAGCUGGGCCAGGCCCGGGAGCGGCUGGCCACCCUGACUGCAGCAGUGGCCGAGCUGGAGCAGGACCUGGGCACAGCCCGCCGGGACCUCAUCAAGUCGGAGGAGCGGAGCAGCAAGCAUCAGCGGGACCUGCGGGAGGCUCUGGCCCAGAAGGAGGACAUGGAGGAGCGAAUCGCCACGCUGGAGAAGCGCUACCUGGCUGCUCAGCGUGAGGCCACAUCCAUUCAUGACCUCAACGACAAACUGGAGAACGAGCUGGCCAACAAGGAGUCCCUGCACCGCCAGUGUGAGGAGAAGGCGCGACACCUGCAGGAGCUGCUGGACACGGCCGAGCAGAAGCUGCAGCAGACCCUGCGGAGGGCAGAGACGCUGCCGGAGGUGGAGGCUGAGCUGGCUCAGAGGAUUGCGGCCCUCACCAAGGCCGAGGAACGGCACGGCAACAUCGAGGAGCACCUGCGGCAGCUGGAGGGCCAGCUGGAGGAGAAGAACCAGGAGCUGGCAAGGGUGCGCCAGCGGGAGAAGAUGAACGAGGACCACAACAAGAGGCUGUCAGACACCGUGGACAGGCUGCUGAGCGAGUCCAACGAGCGCCUGCAGCUCCACCUCAAGGAGCGCAUGGCGGCCCUGGAGGAGAAGAACUCACUGAUGCAGGAGCUGGAGAGCUCCCAGCGGCAGAUCGAGGAGCAGCAGAACCACAAGGGCCGCCUGUCCGAGGAGAUUGAGAAGCUGCGCCAGGAGGUGGACCAGCUGAAGGGUCGCGGGGGGCCGUUCGUGGAUGGUGUCCACCUCAGGUCACACACGGGCAGCGCUGUGGACCUGCGGUUCUCCCUGAGCACAGUGCCCCCGGGCCUGCGGCGCCGCUACUCACUGCGGGAGGAGCCUGCCAAGGACUGGGAGCCGUGUCCGUUGCCACGUGUGCGGGCCCCUACGGCCACCCCUGCCUUCGACAGUGACCCUGACGUCUCCGAUGUGGACGAGGAGGGUCCAGGAAGACCUGCGGACACCGUCUCCCCCGGCAGCCGCUCCGAUGCACAGACCCUGGCCCUGAUGCUGCAGGAGCAGCUUGACGCCAUCGACGAGGAGAUCAGGAUGAUCCAGGAGGAGAAGGAGUCCACACAGCUCCGAGCCGAGGAGCUUGAGACCCGAGUGACCAGCGGCAGCAUGGAGGCCCUCGACCUGCCCCAGCUGCACAGGCGUGGCGCCAUCCCCACCUCUCUGACAGCCCUGUCCCUGGCCAGCGGAUCCCCUGCAGUCGUCAGCCGAGCCACACCUACGGGAACCUCUCGCAGUGCUGCCCAAGACCUGGACCGAAUGGGGGUCAUGACCUUGCCCAGCGACUUGAGGAAGCACAGGAGGAAGCUGCAGCCACCAGUGUCUCGGGAACAGAACCGAGAGGAUAAAGCCACCAUAAAAUGUGAGACUUCUCCUCCUUCCUCACCCAGGACGCUGCGGCUCGAGAAGCUCGGCCACCCAGCCCUGAGCCAGGAGGAAGGCAAGAGUGCUGCGGAGGACCCAGGAAGCAACCCCAGCAGCAGCAACAGCAGCCAGGACUCCUUGCACAAAGGCGCCAAGCGCAAAGGCAUCAAGUCAUCCAUCGGCCGCCUGUUUGGGAAGAAGGAGAAGGGCCGGCUGACCCAGCUGAGCCGGGACGGAGCCACGGGCCAUGGUCCCCUAACAGACUCCGAGCUUGGGCUGCAGGAGUCCCUGGUGCCUGCCAAGCUGGGCACCCAGGCAGAGAAGGACCGGCGGCUGAAGAAGAAGCACCAGCUGCUUGAAGACGCCCGAAGGAAAGGGACGCCCUUCGCCCAGUGGGACGGCCCCACGGUGGUCUCCUGGCUGGAGCUCUGGGUAGGCAUGCCGGCCUGGUACGUGGCGGCCUGCCGGGCCAAUGUCAAGAGCGGCGCCAUCAUGUCUGCGCUGUCGGACACGGAGAUUCAGCGGGAGAUCGGCAUCAGCAACGCCCUGCACCGGCUCAAGCUGCGGCUGGCCAUCCAGGAGAUGGUGUCGCUGACCAGCCCCUCGGCCCCGCCCACCUCCAGGACCUCCUCUGGGAAUGUCUGGGUCACCCAUGAAGAGAUGGAAACUCUGGCAACUUCCACUAGAACAGACAGUGAGGAGGGCAGCUGGGCCCAGGUGGUCACGACCCCUGAGCGGCUGCAGGGACCUCUCCAGGCUCUGGACACAGAAACGCUGGCCUACGGGGACAUGAACCACGAGUGGAUCGGGAACCAGUGGCUGCCCAGCCUGGGUCUGCCCCAGUACCGCAGCUACUUCAUGGAGUGCCUGGUGGACGCACGCAUGCUGGACCACCUGACCAAGAAGGACCUGCGGGUGCACCUGAAGAUGGUGGACAGCUUCCACCGAACCAGCCUUCAGUACGGCAUCAUGUGUCUGAAGAGGCUCAACUAUGACCGGAAGGAGCUGGAGAGGAGGCGGGAGGAGAGCCAGCACGAGAUCAAGGAUGUGCUGGUCUGGACCAAUGAGCAGGUGGUUCGCUGGGUGCAGUCGGUCGGGCUGCGGGACUACGCGGGCAACCUGCAGGAGAGUGGCGUGCACGGCGCCCUGCUGGCCCUGGACGAGAACUUCGACCACAGCGCGCUGGCCCUGGCCCUGCAGAUCCCCACGCAGAACACCCAGGCCCGCCAGGUGAUGGAGAGAGAGUUCAGCAACCUGCUGGCCUUGGGCACAGACCGGAGGCUGGAUGACGCGGAGGACAAAGUGUUCCGACGUGCACCCUCCUGGAGGAAGCGCUUCCGGCCGCGGGACCUGCCCAGUGGGGUGCUCGGGGUACCCGCCCUGGGGGCCCUGCAGCCUCCACCAGCACCAGCCAAGAAGGUUGCACCUGAAGCUCACUCCCACUAUCUCUAUGGACACAUGCUCUCCGCCUUCCGGGACUAGCCACGGCCCUAGGGCUCCACCGGCUCAGCCAGCGCUGACCCUCCUGUCCGACCCCUCCUCCCACGGCUCCCAGGCUCCUCCGUGACUCCAGUCGCCCUGGAUCUCCGAGUUGACUCGUCCGUGCCCUCGGCAGCCCGUCCGUGCCCUCGGCAGCCCACUGCCCUGGCGCCGCCCUGUGUCCCAUGUCAGUCUCCCGUGGAUGUGGCAGAUUUCGCCGGAGGCAGAGGACAGCUGCCUGGGCAGGCGUGACUCCACCUCCUUCUGGUCCUGCCCGGCCUGGACUUCGACCUCAAUGGGAUGCCGUGCCGAGGGCUGGGGCAGCCUUGCCGAGGAAACAGCACUUCACACUCGGCCACACUUGGGCUCUUUGGCCCUCUGGUACCUGUCCCCAUCCUGGCUGUGCCCGAUGGCCUGACAUCUGUGGCUUCUACCUCCGGGACCACCUCAGGGGCUUGGGGGCUGUAGGAGGCCUGUCUUCCCAGGAUGGUGAGGCCAGGGGGCAGUCCGCAGGCCUGGCUGCAGCUGAAUCUCAAAUGUGAGUUUGAGAAGAAUCAGAGAUGUGACCCCUGACCUUUGGGCCAAGGGUCAUGGUGGGGAAAAAGCUCUCCACCCCUGAUUCGGUGGGUACAGGCCGGCCAGUGGGAAGAGAGGCAAGGGUCUGCAGUGGUCUCACCCCAGGGCAAGGGGGUGGGGUCUGUGCAUCUCGGGCUAGAACGAGCUCACCCCCAGGCACUGCCAGCUCUGCUCUGCCCCCUACCCCCUGCGGUCCCCUCCGCCCACUCUGCAGUAAUCCCAGCCCCUUAACAGUGGGCCUCUCGGUGCCCUGAAUACACUCUGACCUUGACCUCAGGUUUGGGGAAAAGGAAGGUGGGAAUGACACAGAGCUCCCAUCAGUGAGUCAGGCCCAGGUCCAGGCUUCGGGUGCCGGUGAAGGACUCUGCCCCGCUCACCCCGGAGCCCCCGGCCUCCCCAUCAGACCUUCCUGGGCGGACGUGCAGGGCCUGCCUCCUCUAGAAAUGCCCAACACCUGCCAACUUGCCCCUGUUGCCUCCGUCCGUGUAUUUGCAGAGUCACCAGUGACCCGAGCCCAUGCCCAGCCCCCGAGUCUCGGCCCCUCCUUGGCGUGCCCUGGCUCAGUGCGUGAGAGCAGGGCUGUGCGUGCGUGUGUGUGCCUGGGCGUGUGUACCUGCCAGUAAACAACCUGGUUUUACGACA
This is a messenger RNA of Artibeus jamaicensis (Jamaican fruit-eating bat), 5339 nucleotides long. RefSeq names its product PTPRF interacting protein alpha 4 (gene PPFIA4). NCBI's taxonomy places the organism in Eukaryota, Metazoa, Chordata, Mammalia, Chiroptera, Phyllostomidae. The record is from RefSeq and is a predicted model, not a curated record. Gene Ontology annotation, molecular function: protein binding. Gene Ontology annotation, biological process: synapse organization. The transcript has 31 exons. Gene Ontology annotation, cellular component: presynaptic active zone. The coding region runs from base 507 to 4124 and encodes 1205 amino acids.